Tachysurus fulvidraco (yellow catfish) is the source of this 5738-nucleotide messenger RNA. RefSeq names its product transcription factor E2F3. Gene Ontology annotation, cellular component: RNA polymerase II transcription regulator complex. Gene Ontology annotation, biological process: regulation of transcription by RNA polymerase II. The transcript is spliced from 7 exons. The record is from RefSeq and is a predicted model, not a curated record. Gene Ontology annotation, molecular function: RNA polymerase II cis-regulatory region sequence-specific DNA binding; protein dimerization activity; DNA-binding transcription factor activity, RNA polymerase II-specific. Lineage: Eukaryota; Metazoa; Chordata; Actinopteri; Siluriformes; Bagridae. The coding region runs from base 263 to 1510 and encodes 415 amino acids.
UUUUCUCUCUCCAGCGAGCGGCGCAGCGUCAGUGGAGCUCGGCGGUAACUUUUUAAAUCCGAGCCAUCUGCGCAUUUAUGACACUAAUAUCACCUGAAACGUGGCCGCAUCGAUAGUUAAGAGUCUAAUCUUUCAUGCAAGGUCAAUAUUUAUGGUGUAAAAGCAGCGCGUUGGUGUUAAAAACGCGGUUUAAAGUGAGAUCGGAGAGCAAAAGAGAGACAGAAGCGAGACGCGCACACACACAAGAGCCGCGUCGGAGACGAUGAGAAGAGCGAUCUCAUCCUCGGCCCCGGACAGUGUGAUCAUCACCGGGGUUGGUGGCUCUUCGCUGGACGAGAACGCGGUCCUGACGGCCCUGGGCUCCAACACACACACAACCACCUACAUCCACAUCAUCACCCCGCCGCCGUGCCUCACACACACUCCCGCCGUGUGUGUGUCCGAGUCUCCGGCUGCGAGCCUCUACAGCACACCGACAGGGAGCGGACAGAGACCUGCGCUCGGACGGCCUCCGGCGAAGAGGCGCCUGGCUCUCGACGACUCAGACCAUCUGUACACAGCCGAAGUAGCCAAAACUCCCAAGACCCAAAAUGGAGGACCGCUGGCUGUACUAAAGGGCAAUAAAACGCCAAAAUCUCCAUCGGAGAAGACUCGCUACGACACGUCUCUGGGUCUCCUGACUAAGAAGUUUGUGCAGUUGUUGGGCCAGUCGUCGGACGGCGUGGUGGAUCUGAACCAGGCGGCCGAGGCGCUCAACGUCCAGAAACGGCGUCUCUACGACAUCACCAACGUGCUGGAGGGCGUGCACCUCAUUAAGAAGAAAUCGAAAAACAACAUCCAGUGGAUGGGCUGUAACCUUUCAGAGGUUGGUGGAGUUCUGACCCAUAAACAGACUUUGAGCAGCGAAGUGGCUCAGCUUGUGCAGGAGGAACGUAGACUUGAUGAUUUGAUCCAAAGAUGCAUGCACGAAGUCAAGCAGAUGACGGAGUCGUCUCAAAGUCAGAAGCUUGCUUAUGUGACGUAUCAAGACCUCCGACAGAACACUAGUCUGAAGGAUCAGACAGUCAUCGUUGUCCGUGCUCCGUCCGAGACCAAGUUAGAGGUGCCCGAUCCACAAGAGGGCUUGCAAGUUCACCUCACAAGUACAAAAGGUCCUAUAGAUGUCUUCUUGUGCCCUGAUGAAAAUACCCCUGACAGUCCAGUGAAGAAUGAAAGUUCGAGUUUGACUGCAAACUCCUCUCCUUUUAUGAAAGUGUUAGAUGAUGGUGACUCCGGUCAUUCAGGCCCAGCAGUGACGGUCACCAGCCUCUCACCCAUUACAUCCACUUACACCAGCCUGCUGCAACAAACUGAGGACCAGAACCCGUACUCGGAUCCGCCCUUCAUCAGCCUGGGCUCGCCACCGAUCAGUGACGACUACCUCAUGAGCCUAGGAGAAGGCGAGGGUAUUUCUGACCUCUUUGACGACCUUGAUCGCCUUCCCAAUCUGGAUGAUCUUCUGUGCAACUGAAGGGGAAACUUGGACUCCUGAUUGGAUUGACUCUGUCAGGUAACCACUAACAGGAGGGUGCAAACUUAUAGGAGUCCUUGAUUCAGGAGUCUGGGAAGCUUUUUAUCUUCCUGUGCAUCCUGAAUGAAGUGAUGCUUGGAAACUACCCACUUACAGCCUGAAGGUUCCUAUGAGACUGUGAUAAAGGAGCCUCCGGUGUUACGCGAGUGAGUUUUUCAUCAAGUCAUGUAAGUUGUUUGAAAAUUUGCCUGUAAGUGGCUCCUGUCCUGUGCAAAUCGCAUUACAUCUAAGAUUCGCAUUGAUGACCUCCACUUUAGCCAUGUAAUUAAUUCAGUGUGGAGCUCCGCCAUCUUCCUAGUGGAAGCUGGUCAUUUAUUGCUGCCUCAGAGACUCUUUCUUGAAUUAAAAGGAACAUCAAGGACGAAAUGUAGAGGAAUGGUCACUGUUCCUGCAGUGAUAACUGCAGCUUUCAUGUGCCCAUGAAUUGGAGAUUUGAGGGAUUCCAGUUUGUUUGACACCCUCACAUGCAACCUAUAUAGAUGCCACUUCAAACCAAGUCCUUCCAACUUGCAGAUGCCUUGAUCUUUUUUUUUUUCUUUUUUCCCCAUCAACCUCCUCAACAAAUUGCUUUGGAUUGUUUCUGGAUGGUUCUUUCCUAUACUCAUUUCUCAUACUGCGUACGGCCGUGUGCAGAUUGAAGAAAUUAUUACUGUUGACUUGUGCUUUUCACCCCACCUUAAGGUGAUCAUGAACUCUUGCUAAAGACCCAGAUGAAUGGGUCCAGUGGAAAGAAAAUCAAGCUCUGUGUAGAAUUACACAGCAAUGCUCACAUCAUGUGCUGCUGUUUUUAUUCCCAUAGUUAAUGGGAGCCAAGCAGAGAUGGGAUUCAUAAGCUGCUCUUCAUUGCAUUCAGUGCUGCUGCUGCUGAUUUCUUCCACACUGUGUGAGAAAUUACUUCAUCGUUCGCAUCGAUGCUUUGAGACUGUAUUGAAGUAUAGAUUUUUUUUUUUUUUAAGCCUGGAGCCAAAGGUCUCUAGAGACCAAAGGGCAAAUACAAACCAUGUUUUAUUUCAUGGAAUAUUGAACAGGAUCUCCAGCUGUAUUGAGAGGAACCUGCCUGUACCAGUGAUGGGUUUUAUUUCAGUUUUGAAAGUGCACUUUAGAACUCGCUGGCUUGGAUGUAUGUUUACCAAGCUGUCAUCCUAUCAGAAAUCACUUUUAGCCAUUUUUAUGGAAUAAAAUUUUCCGCUUUUGGGAAUUCCUUUUUUAAGGAACAGACUGAAGCUCAAGUUAUCCAAUGAGAAUAUCAGCGUUUCAAAUUAAAUGCAUGUUUUUACACAAAGGCCUGGUGCCCUUGAUGUAGAUGUCAUUUGUUAUGUACAUGUGGUACUAUACAUUUACAUUUUUACAACGUGCUUCACAUUUAGACCCCCAUACCACUGAUCGUCAGCCGAGACACAUUUCUUUAUCUUUGGUUUUAGCGCUAUACCCAAUUUCAAUGUUUUUACUUUUUCUCAUACAAAGGUUUGCUUGUCCUAGAAAGAUAAAACGUCUAGAAGAACCAAGAAGCCAAGUCCAUCAAAAUGCAAACUCUCCAAAUACCUGAGUCAAACAUCCAGAUAUGCAAAGAAAACGAUUUUGAUGUGAAUGCAAUUAAGGAAAUCUGGAAAAUGGUCUUUCAAAAAAAACAAACAAAAACAAAACAAAAAAAAAAUACCGCUGUGUUGUGGUAGUAGUGCUAACAUGGAGACUGAGUGUUUGAACACAAGUUUAUAUGAACAAAGAAUUAAUUUGAUUUGUUCAGGAACUGGGUUAAUGACCAUGUUCUUUAUACUGUAUUUUGUGAAACAGGACAGAAAUAAGUGCGUGGAAAGUUCUCACCUGUAGAGAGUGUGUGUGUGUGGACUGAAACUUUGUUUUAUGGGGAAAUUUUUUGUAAUUUUUUUUUGGUGUAUGAUGGAGUCGUAUCUGUAAGUAAGUGCUUGGUGAAACCUCCAGCUUCUAGUUACACAGUAUAUAUGUUGAUAUUGUAAAUCAAUCAUGUGGCUCUAGAUUUUGCUAGAAUAAUCCUCCAGAUAUCUAACUGCAUACCUAAAUAUAAUAAAAGAAUAUUUCGUUUACAUCUACAUUGCCCAAUCAGUCCAUGGGAAAUGAUGUUCUGUUAUUUGGUCAAAUUCUGGUUGGUUUUCCCCAAGCACUAGGUAAGUAAUACUACCUACGCUCAAGCCUAUUAUUUUUUUCCUGGUUCCACAAUCUCUAGGUUCUGUUUCUGAAACUAACUUUUAAAACCCUUCAUUAUUAUAACCGUUUGUUUAAAAAAAAAAAAAAGCCGCCACAAAUUAUUUUCAGAAACAGAAAACAUGUUUAGUUUAGGGUUCGGUAUGGUUACUGAAAGUCGUUGCUGUAGUUAGUGCCUUCACCAGCUAUGCAGAGAUCCAGUUAACAAACCUUUAACUGCAAUUCUUCUACACUGUUAGUGAGGGAGAAAUAAAUCAGUACAAUAAAAUUUGUGGAAUAAUAAAUCCCCAUGUCAUGUUAGUGGCUAACAAAAAAAAUAUAUCCAGGUCUUGGUGCAAAAGAACUUGUAGAUUUGCAGUCACGUGUGGACUGAAAUCGUAAAAAAUACUGUACAAGAUUAACAUUUUUGCUGGAAAUGACUCCAAGGAAUUCCCCUGGGUGUAAGUGGGUGUGGGGUUAAUAAAGAGUCCACUCCAUACCUUCAUCCAUAUUCAGAGCUCUGUGGAGUUUUAGGGUAAAAGAUGAAGUUGUUACUGUGACCGAGUAACACAAUGAAACAGGGUUAAGUUGAAGAGGCUUCCGUUCUGGAGUCAGGACUCUGUUUCCUCAGCUUUAUUACACCAUGGCUACACUUUAGGAGGAUCUUGUUCCCUUGCCUUAAGACUUAAACGUAUAUUAUUUUUAUUAAGAAGAAACGUCACCACUGGGGCUCUGGAAUUACCUGCUUUAUCUGUGACAAAGCACAUUCACCUGCUUUCUUCUGUCUGCCCACUUUUUAUGGCUAAAUGACAUCCCCACAGUGGCCACUAGUGAAUAUCAUUGGUCUAUGCAACCCCCAGUACACACACACACACACACACACACGUUCCAUCUUGAAGCCAAGGACAUAUGAUGCUGCUGUAGAGUUCGAGCAGCUUUCUCUCCCGGAUGAUUUGAUCACUCUUGUGUUUUGAGCCUGGAGUCUGGUUUUCACCUCUUUAACCUGGUUUUGAACACCAGCAGCUGUUAACGUGAGGUUCUCCGCUCCAUUCGGGAACGGCCGAGCUCUUUCUCAAACCGUCACACUCAUUAACCAUAGGUGUGUUCGGUGUAGUGUGAAUUCCUGAAAGGAUUGAAGUUUCAAAAAUAAAUCAGGAGACUCUGAUGACCUUUAGGAAAAUCCUCAGGAUUUUAGAUUAGAGAUAAUGUUCCCCAUAAACAUCAUAAGAUUGACCUGUGUUCAUGUCUGUGUGUUUCUUAUAUUCCUCUUUCACGUGUCACUAUUGUGAUUGAUUCAUGAAGCUUUUCUUUUAAAAAUAAAUCAUUGCGUUUGAUUUCUUCACGAGAAUCAGACUUUCAUGCUGCUUGACUAAUUUUCUCUUAGACGGUACUUAGAUGAGUGUGUGAUGGUUUUUAAGCGUAAAUUGAGGUAGACGUUUUUUGUUUUUUUUCCCAAAUAAAUGUCUACAUUCAUAAAAGCGGUGGUCACCAAAUGCAUUUAAAGGAAAUCUGUCGGAGAGCCAAGGCAUCGUUCUCCCCAGCUCCUCUUUUUUCUUCCCCCUCAAAUGAAACUUCUGAAAUAAAAAAUAAUGAAAGAGAAUAAUAAAAGUAUGAAAUCCACUCUUGAUGAACCUUUUUAGAUAUUUAUUUUAGCUACAUUAAUCACCUAAUAUUUAAUGGAUCAUCACUCACUCCUGUUUCUCCAUAACUGUCUUUUUUUUUUUUUUUUUUUUUUUAAAUUGACCAUUUUUCUUUAUGAAAACAAAUGUGUGAAAAUGUUUUUUUUUUUUUUGAAGCAUGAAAGUGUAUGUGUAAAAUUGUUUUCAAUUACAGCAUGUUUUGAUAAGUUUUCAACACGUCAUUAUCAGCUUUGAGGGAAAAAAAUGUAGAUUGAUGUCUUAAAUAGAGCCUCUUUUUUUGUUGUUUUUUUGGGGUGGGGAGUUAUUGAGUGUAUUCUACUCUGUUCUGUUCACCGGAUUAUGAAUAAAAGCAAUGAGACAGUUCUUGUUAA